AUGAACGCCAGGAUCGGCCGUAAAAAGUCGAAGAACCCCCCGUAUUUUUCUCAUGAGUUUGUUAUCACGAAUCAUGGGGAUAUCGUCAGCAUCAUUGCAAUGUUAAUUAUCGUCGGUCUGCUGCACAAGGGGACACAUGUUAUGUCUUCAUCAUUCAUAUUUAUUCAGUACAAUAAUACAGAUGAGCAUCAGGAAAGUGCCUUAUUAUACAGUCCAGGUGUCAAGGAUUUGUGUGCAAUAUUUUUUUAUACGCUUAUAUGUAUUGUUGGUCAUGCCGUACUUCAGGAGUAUAUCUUCGAUAAAGUUACCCGGAAACUAAGCCUAACAAAAGUACGGUUGGCUAAAUUCAAUGAGUCGGCACACCUCGCUUGUUUUUAUGCUUUAUCCACCGUUUGGGCAAUAUACAGCAUCAUCAAUGAAGGUUUUAUACUAAACCUAAGUAGCUUGUGGGAUGACUAUCCACAGAGAUGGAUGCCAUUCUGGAUUAAAUUGUUUUUCAUCACUCAGAUAUGCUAUUGGCUUCAUGAUUACCCAGAACUUUACUUCCAGCGAGUGAAAAGUGAACUUAUACCUGCACGAGUGCUUCAUGCAACAAUCUAUCUACUUGGAGUGUCCCUGGCAUACAUUGGAGGAUUGAGCAAACUUUGUAUGGUGCUGUUAAUACUUCACUAUAGCACUGACUUCUUUUUGCAUGUCGCUCGGGCUUUAUAUCUUGCAGAAUACAAAUAUUCAUCCAUUGGUUUUGCAAUAUGGAAUUGGACUUUCAUACCCGUGCGUAUGGCCUGCGUCAUUCUUGGUUUCCUCACAUUGCAUCAUGGUUUAGGGAAAAAUUCCGUUAUGUACGUUAAUAUUACCGAGGGGAACUUCAACACUCCUUCCAUAAGAACUGCUGCAAUGUUAUUUUUCUUCAUUGCACAAGCUUUAAUGGUUUGGAAUUUCAUUACGUUUCAUCAAAGAUACCGUAGAGAUAAGCAUCAACAACAUUCACAAAGUUCUAAGGGUUGGUUUUUCAGCAGCAGUCAAGAUUCUACUCAACGGAAAAAGGAGAAAAAGAAGGUGAAACGAGAAGACGAAGACACUAGUGACCAGACAGAAACUGAUCAGAAUUCACAGAAGGAUGUAAGACGACGCAAGCUAAUCAAGGCUAGACCACAAUAG
Messenger RNA from Trichobilharzia regenti, 1158 nucleotides. The record is from the annotation of a GenBank genome assembly. NCBI's taxonomy places the organism in Eukaryota, Metazoa, Platyhelminthes, Trematoda, Strigeidida, Schistosomatidae.